Messenger RNA from Ailuropoda melanoleuca (giant panda), 2099 nucleotides. It is a transcript of the gene IFNGR2, whose product is annotated as interferon gamma receptor 2. The transcript is spliced from 7 exons. The record is from RefSeq and is a predicted model, not a curated record. Gene Ontology annotation, cellular component: plasma membrane. Lineage: Eukaryota; Metazoa; Chordata; Mammalia; Carnivora; Ursidae. The coding region runs from base 575 to 1600 and encodes 341 amino acids. Gene Ontology annotation, molecular function: protein binding; cytokine receptor activity. Gene Ontology annotation, biological process: cytokine-mediated signaling pathway.
UAGUUCCCCCGGGGCAGGUGUUAUUCUGCUGUUUGUAGCCUUCAGACUUCAGGUGCCUGAGAAUCAGCUGGGAAGCUUGUUGAAAAUGUAGAUUUCCUGGCCUGGGAGGUGGCCUGGGGAUCUGCAUUUUAAGCGGUAUCUUGGUGAUUGUGAUACUGGGGGGUCCUUGAGAAACACCGCAACUCUUACGAAGCCCAAAGGACAUGUCUCACCCUCCACACGCCUUUGAGCUUUGCACACCUGGUUUGGGGCGUGCACAUGUGAGUGCGUGCAUAUGUGUGUGUGUGGAGGUUUACCAAACGCUCCCUUGAUACCAAUGCAAGUCUGGUACUAAGGCUAGUCUGGGGCGAGUGCCUGUCACGUGGCCACCAAUGGCAGUGUUCACUUACAGGCUGUACGGCUCUUUACCCCUUAUUCCUGAAGAAGAAAGCGAGGCCUAGACUGUCAGCUUAACCUGCACAGCCACACAUGCUUAUUAAAGACAGAACACGCGUUCUAGUUGAGCCGGACUCCAGCACCCAGGCCCCGGUUGUGAGAACUGGAAUCUGCAGGCCCCAAGCCUCCCUUUCCUUCCAUGGACUGUGGCGAUGGUGCCGUAUGGCGAGGGGACAUGCCUGGGGGCACCGACUCUCGCUCCCAGCUGCCAGCUCCUCAAAACCCGAAGAUUCGCCUGUACAAUGCCGAGCAGGUUCUGAGGUGGGAGCCGGGGUCCCUGAGCAAUGACACAAGGCCGGUGGUCUACCAGGUGCAGUUCAAAUACCUCUCUGGCAGUAGGUGGUACGACACCGACGACAUAGGCGUGAACUGUAUGAACGUCACCAAGACGGAGUGUAACUUCACCCCAUCCAGCCUCUCACAGGGUUUGCCACUGUUUUUCAACGUCUCUUUACGCGUCCGAGCUAAGGUGGAGGACCUCGUUUCCCCCUGGCUGACGGUGCCUUGGUUCCUGUACUAUUGGAAUGUGACCGUUGGACCUCCUGAGAACGUCUGGGUGACCCCAGGAGAAGGCUCCCUAAUCGUCAGGUUCUCCUCUCCCUUCGACAUCCCUGCCUCCAAGGCCACUUUUCAGUAUUAUGUCCAUUACUGGGAAAAGGCAGGAAUCCAAAAGGUUGAAGGUCCUUUCAGGAGCAACUCCAUCGUGUUGAAUGGCUUGAAACCCUUGAGAGAAUACUGUUUACAAGUGAGGGCACAUCUGGUUUGGACGUACUACAACAUCUCGAGGCCCGGACAUUUAAGCAACGUAUCUUGCUACGAAACAACAAUGGAUGCCACUACCAAGCUGCAACAAGUCAUCGUGAUUGCCGUGGGCGUAUUUCUGUCGCUGUCGGCGCUGGCGGGGGCCUGUUUCUUUCUGGUCCUGAGAUACAAAGGCCUGGUAAAAUACUGGUUUCACUCUCCACCAAGCAUCCCGUCACAAAUCGAAGAGUAUUUAAAGGACCCGAGCCAGCCUAUCUUAGAGGCCCUGGACAAGGACACGUCGCCAACGGAUGAUGCCUGGGACUCUGUGUCCGUCAUUUCGUUUGCAGAGAAGGAUCGAGAAGCUGCUCCCCAAGGCACUUUGAACCCAAACUCUGGUCCGGUCUGCCAGCCUGUGGGAUGAGGGCUCUGAGUCGAUGAAGCUGCUGGUGUUCCUGUCAGGACUUUCUGGAGCCCAGAAUCCCAUACUCCUGUCCUCAAAAGGCCCAUCAGUGGCUGAGAAGACGUAACGGGUCUCAUGGGGGCGCCAAGCUUAUUUUUUUUCUUUAAACUAAGAGUUUUCUAAUCAUACAAGUUUCUAGAAUGAUUCUACAGAGAUAUCCCAGAAAAAUUAAGAUUUCUCUUAAACACUAAAAAGACAUGUAAUCAUUUGUUAGCCAAAUGGCUCUGGCACGCCUCGGACGUUUUGUUCAUCAGCAGCCAGGACACGGGGUCCUCUCCUUGACACGGCCCCUUGGGCAGAUCAUGUCACCUGUCCCAGCCUGUCCCAAGAAGGGACAUUAAGUGGCCCUUCUUCCUAUCCAGUCACCCGGUUUAAAAUGUGAUUAGUCUUGUAAAUAGUUUCCUAGUGACUUAAGGCUUUUUUUUUUUUUCAAGCUAGGAAUAAAAGACUGUGUAAUUAA